Messenger RNA from Falco peregrinus (peregrine falcon), 1801 nucleotides. It is a transcript of the gene IP6K2, whose product is annotated as inositol hexakisphosphate kinase 2. Gene Ontology annotation, cellular component: cytoplasm; nucleus. NCBI's taxonomy places the organism in Eukaryota, Metazoa, Chordata, Aves, Falconiformes, Falconidae. The record is from RefSeq and is a predicted model, not a curated record. The transcript has 5 exons. Gene Ontology annotation, molecular function: inositol hexakisphosphate kinase activity. Gene Ontology annotation, biological process: phosphatidylinositol phosphate biosynthetic process; inositol phosphate biosynthetic process. The coding region runs from base 239 to 1513 and encodes 424 amino acids.
CGCCGGCCCGCAGUCGGCCGCCUCCGUCGAGCGAGCGGCACGCGCAGCUCCGCUCCGCUCCGUGGCGGCGCUCGGCCUUGCUUACCUGGCCUCAGCGUGCGGGGGACUGACGGACCGGCGCUCUCUUGUGCUUGUCUUAACAGACUUGUGAACCGGAAUAAACCUUCAAGUCUCGGAGGCUUCUGGCUCUGAACUGCCUUUGCUACUGUCGCCUUCUUCUGUCUAAUGUGCUACAAGGAUGAGCCCAGCAUUUGGAGCUAUGGAAGUGGAGCACUAUUCCAAGGGAGUUCUGCUCGAGCCUUUUGUCCACCAGGUUGGAGGACACUCCUGUGUCCUCCGGUUUAAUGACAAGACCAUCUGUAAACCCCUUAUUCAGAGGGAACACCAGUUCUAUGAGACUCUCCCAACAGAAAUGCGUAAAUUCACUCCGCAAUAUGAGGGUGUGGUGUCAGUGAGCUUUGAAGAGGAUGAAGAUGGAAACUUGUGUCUAAUAGCAUAUCCAUUAAAUGGGGACCAUGAUAACUUAGAAAACUUAGAUAAUUCUGACUGUGAACCCAAAAGUAAGCUGUUGCGAUGGACUAACAAAAAGACAAUGUUGUUAGAAAAUGAGAAGAUAUCUAAGGAAUGGGUCCGACAGCAUAGGAAAGAGGAAAAAAUGAAAAGUCACAAAUUGGAGGAAGAAUUUGAGUGGCUGAAGAAAUCUGAAGUCUUGUAUUACACUGUAGAGAAAAAAGGAAAUGUCAGUUCACAGUUUAAACACCAUAAUCCUUGGAGCAUGAAAUGUCACCAGCAGCAGUUACAGCGGAUGAAGGAAAACGCAAAACACCGGAAUCAAUAUAAAUUCAUUUUGCUGGAAAACCUAACAUCUCGAUAUGAAGUACCGUGUGUGUUGGACCUUAAGAUGGGAACCCGACAGCAUGGAGAUGAUGCAUCAGAAGAGAAGAAGGCUAAUCAGAUUCGCAAGUGUCAGCAGAGUACAUCAGCUGUUAUUGGAGUACGAGUUUGUGGCAUGCAGGUCUACCAGGCAGGCACUGGCCAGCUAAUGUUCAUGAACAAAUACCACGGAAGAAAACUCUCAGUCCAAGGAUUUAAAGAAGCACUUUACCAGUUCUUUCAUAACGGCAAAUACCUGCGCAGGGAACUCUUUGAAUCUGUCAUUAAAAAACUGACUGAACUCAAGGCUGUCCUAGAGAAACAGGAGUCUUACCGCUUCUAUUCGAGCUCCUUGCUGAUAAUUUAUGAUGGAAAGGAAAGGCAGGAGGUUGCUGUCGACUCAGACCCAGAGGACUUAGAGGACCUUUCAGAGGAGUCUUCAGAUGAGUCAGCAGGAGCAUAUGCCUACAAACCAACUGCUAGUACUGUUGAUGUCCGUAUGAUAGACUUUGCCCAUACAACCUGCAAAUACUAUGGAGAAGAUAGUGUGGUGCAUGAGGGCCAAGAUACGGGUUAUGUUUUUGGACUUCAGAAUUUAAUAGAUAUUAUUAAAGAAAUAAGAGACGAAAGUAGCGAAUAAACAGUGUUGAAUGCACAUCAGUAGAAAGCACUAUUGUGACUCUUUGUAUUCCAGAAUUAUUGGCCACUUUCUGGUGGUAGGAAUCUUUACAGGCUCUGCAGGGAUGGUCCUGCCAGAGUCAGACUUGUUCAGAGGGCAUUUACUUAUAUUGGUGCUGGACCUAGCACUGGCAAAACUUGGUAUCCUUAUUUAUUUUAACUUUCUUAAACAUUCCAUAUUUGAUUACUCAGAUACCUCUGUUAUCCCUGUGUGUAUACGUUCCAAUAAAAUUCUUUUUGUUCGUUGUAA